AUGGCUCCUACAUCUCUUUCCAACUUCAUUCAGUCUAGUAUUACGAAGCCCACAUCGGCCGCGGCGCUCGGCGUGAGAGGAACCACAUUUGUGACCAUCAUAGUCACGGAGUCAUGUACCACAAGCACCGUCGUUGUUCCAUUGGGGUAUUCCCAGGAGCCACGGACAACAACGGCGACCCAGGAGGGGCCAAUUCAACGCGACAGCUCGCCGGCCCCGGCCCCGGCCCCGGCCCCGGCGGGCUCGGGAGAUGAUUCCUCAACCACAGCGCUGAUAAUAAUGGGGGUCAUUCUUGGGCUGUCAAUAGUGCUGUUCACAAUCUGCUGCUUCUGUUGCAAGCGGCAGAAACGCGUCCGCGCGGCCCUCGGGGGCCCCCAGGUCCCCCAGGACCCCAAGGCCCACCGGGUAUCGCCGUCCAAGGACCUCCGGGACUCCAAGGGCCGCCAGGCCUCAACGGGGCCCCAGGAGGUCCAGGCCCUCGUGGGCCACCGGGCGCUGCUGGGCCGCCCGGAACUGCCGGGCCACCGGGAGUCGAAGGACCUCCCGGCCCUCCUGGCCCUCCUGGCCCUGGUGGAGCCAACGGGCUCCCAGGCCCCCCUGGACUCACCGGCGCCACUGUCUGACAUGUUGUUCUUCAAUGUGUAUCAGGAUCUCAGGGACCUAAAGGGUUACCGGGGCCGGUGGGACCGAUGGGGCCAAUGGGGCCGGUUGGCCCUCAGGGACCGCACGGAGUCGCGGGGACAGACGGUAAAGAUGGACAUGACGGACUUCCCGGGCGCAUAG
Molecule: messenger RNA, 783 nt
Organism: Durotheca rogersii
Lineage: Eukaryota; Fungi; Ascomycota; Sordariomycetes; Xylariales; Xylariaceae
Exons: 6
Coding region: 1-783 (260 amino acids)
Source: RefSeq, a predicted model, not a curated record